AUAACUCGAAAAGUUUACAAUCUAAUCAGAUGAAACUUUGAUAUAUUGUUGGGUACCAGGUAAGGAAGAUUCCUAUUAAUUGUGGAGAAAAUUGGUCAAAGGUCAAUGUCACAAUGACCGAAAAUAGAUUUAACAUUCCAAAAAAAUUUGGUUUCAGGAGGAUAACUCGAAAAUUUUUAAUUUUAAUCAAAUGAAACUUAAUAAAUAUAUUGUUGAAUACCAGCAAAGCAAGGCCCCUAUUGAUUUUGGAGAAAAAAGGUCAAGGUCACAGUGACCGAAAAUAGAUUGAAAACUUUAGACAAAUAUGGUUUCUGGACAGUAACUCGAAAAGUUUAACCCCAAACUCCUUUUAAAAAUGUAUUCACAAGAAUUUUUUUUUACAUUAUAUCCAACAAUUAGUUCUUCACAAUUAUGAAUAUACCACAUCAUUCCUGACUUUACAAUGUAUCCCAUGCAACUCGGCUCAUGCACCCCAGGAUGCAUAUUUUGAUUUAUGUUUUUUUUGAGCAUGGUCUUGUAUAUCACAAUCAUCAUCUUAUGGGGUUUUUUUCUUAAAAGAAAUUAUUCAAAUCGUGUAAUGGUAUAUCAAAAUUCAUUCAUACAUCUCAUGUCUUUGCUGUUAUCUUCUUAAUUUAAAAUUUCGAAUUUAAAUAAACAGGAAAAUUAAAUUACUUUUAUGAUCCUUAGCUCAAAAGCACUAGCCAAGUGGACUGCACUCGUUUUUUUGCUCAGAACAGGCAAAUCAGAACAAGUUUGAGAAUAGAAAAUGUCAUGUAUUUAGUAAAUGACGAAAAGUAUAUACAGUACAGGGGGUCAUUAAAACCAAGUGAAAAUUAAGAUCAUAUGCUGCAAAUGACUCGAUGACCCCCUUAUUACAUCCAUCUAUAAAAUUAACAUUGAGAAAGAGAACAUAUAUACACAAAAUAAAAACACCCGAUAGGGGGUCUAACAAGAUGACCCCCUAUUGCAUACACAUAUGUAAAAAGACUAGCAUAAAAAUAUUGCCUGCCCACAAAAUAGGGUGGGUAGCAAGAACAAAUCAAGGCCAUGAAUCCAAAGCAAAAUGAAUUAAUUACUUUUAUUUAUACAGUGCAUCUAAUUUACAUUUUAGAUAUUUUAAUUGUAUAUCUUUUAGUCGACUUUUUACGAAAACCCCUAAUGAUAUUGACCAUCGUUAUUUAAAGUCUUCUGGGAAGCAAAUUGUAUUUACUAUAUACAAUUCAAAGUUUUCAGCGUGUAAACCCAACUUCUACAUCUCAAAAAAUUCCUUUAUUCUAUGAAUAUCGUAAUAUUAAUGAGCGCAUAUCUAUUUCAUUAAACUAUAACAAUUUAACAGCACAUAUUUGUUUCUUUUUGUAACUUUUUUUUUUAUACACUGUAACAUGUACCUCUUUAUAGCAAUUAUAACAAAUUUCAUUGAUUAUUAUCUUCAAUUGCAUGGGUUUGCUUCAUUCUAUAUUUAUUCAAAAGCUUCUACAUGAGAAGAAAAAGAUUCUGGUAAAUGGAAUCCGGAAACAGGAGGGGGGGGGGAAUUUUAUACCAGGGCGGUUUUUCCGCCCAAGGGGAAAUUUUAUACUGUCUUUGUACAUAGGGGGAAAUUAUAUGCUGGGGCGCUUUUUCCCCCUAUGGGGGGAGAUCUAUCCCGGGCCCGUUUUUCCGGGGGAAAGUCUAUGCGGGGGAAAAGUCUAUGCUACAACACCGGGACCUGCUCUUUAAAACUUUGAAUGAAAAGUGAAGAUGACGAAUAGUGAUCAAUCUCAUAACUCCUAUAAGCAAUAUAGAGGGUUGGGCAAACACGGACCCCUGGAUACACCAGAGGUAGGAUCAGGUGUCUAGUAGGAGUAAGCAUCCCCUAUCGACCGGUCACACCCGCCGUGAGCCCUAUACCUUGAUCAAGUAAACGGAGUUAUCCGUAGUCAAAAUCAGUGUGCCAAGAACGGUCUAACAAAUGACAAUCGGUAUGAAGGUGGCAGGGGACAGUUUCCUUGGUUCUGAAACAUGUGGAUAGGGGGUAUACAUCAAAGUGAGAUUAUGACAGACUAAUGAAAAAUCAUAUUUCCCUUUUAUGUCAACACUUGUAUUUCAUAUUGGUGUAGUUAAUUGAUUAUGACCCUAAAUUACAUGUAAUCUAUAAAUACUGGUGCUGGUGCACGAAACAUGCUCUGAGCAGGUUCCCCUUUUUUGCUUUGAUUUUCUCUCAUUUGGGCUAAUCCGCACCACCCCCACACCAUCACAGUACCACACAUGGGGAUUUAGACACUGUGCACAAUCAAGAACCCUAUCUGCCCUUCUCAAAAAUCUACCUUUCAUAUGGGGCCAUCCACCUUCCCCCUUAGCUACAGACCUUUUGCUGGGCCCUGCAUGUUUUCACCGGAAUUUCUUCAGCAACUGACAGAGUGUCUUAGUUUCGUAUUUGCCCCCCAUCUGUAUGUUAGGAAUCAUGGUGACACCUACUUGUUGUAUAGCAACAUUUUUACUAAGCACUCAGCUACAUUUGACAUGCAUUCUAAAAUUAUUGUAUACAUUUUUACACAUGUAAUAUCACUUCAAAUAUGGGGUAUUUCCAUUUUUUUUUUUAAAGUUGACCGGCCUAUAGUGCGAAACUGUCCCCUGCUACCUGAAACACAUCAGACAGCAUUUGACCCAAUGAUAGGUUGUAUUGGCAAACUAGAUCGUUAUAACGACCAUAAAUUUUGCGAAAUGCUGCCUUUAAACAAGACUGUUGAACUUGUUUGUCAGUAGCCUGCUUCGAUUUUUAAAAAAACUAACAAUACACAGAACAAGCUCUUGCGUAUCGAAUUAGUUGAGAGAUAGGCCCUAUAAACACCAUAUAUGCAGGUGAUAAUGGAAUAUUGCUACACAAAUAUCAUUAUGUGGGAAGUUGACGAUGGAGAAGCUGAUAUCAAUAUUGUUUGUUUGUGAUUAAUUCCUGCUGGUCUCGGGGUAUUCUGACUCAUUACAGAAUCAUAUGUUCAUCAUUGUAUUGUGUGUACUAUAGCAUCCUAGUAAUUGAAUAGUGUAUAAUCAUGGUCAUUCAAAAAGAAGUUUAAUGUGUAUAAAACGUUUGAUAAUCCUUACUCACACAAACAGUUUUAUGUACAGUUAAACAUCGAUAAGUUCCAGAGUUCAUGUACAUCACUAUUUCCUGUUGCAUGAAGUUUGCGUGCAUACUUAUUUAAGGAAGUAACUUCUAGAACAUAAUUGAAACAUUGGGAACGUAAUGCAUGAUUAUCCAAAGACAUGUGUCCCCAUUUUAUUCACUGUUUUCUUUUGUUUUUGAAUGUUUCUUUUAUACGAGCAACAGGAAAGUGUAACACGGGUCAAAUUGAUGAAGACAAAAAGUUUCCUUGCUGUGCAAACUAUUUUCCUGUUGAAGGAGUGUGUAGAGCGUGUCCGCCUGGAUUAUUUGGAAAUAACUGUUCCGUUCCCUGUCAAUAUCCUUAUUAUGGUAUUCUGUGUGUGGACGAGUGUAAGUGUGAUAGAUCACUGUGUGACGUCAUCACUGGGUGUCCGGACAAUAACACAGACAACACAACAGGGAAAGCUUUAACAAUAGGUUCAAUCGACUAUUCAACAACUGGAACAUCAACUCCAGGAGUGUCACUACAGAUUUCGAUAGACUACCGAAAUUCGAGGACAUCUAAUGAUAAACUGAGAAUAGGAAUAAUUGGUGUUGGAAGUGCCUUAGUCUCUUUGACAGUAUUUUCUACAAUAAUAUGGAUUUUGAAGUCGAUCUUCAGAAAAAUUAGAACACAAGCUGUCACUGAUGGCUGUAGUGAUGAUGUAGCGACAGUGUAUAUGGAAAUAGACGAUGGUUCAAACCACGGGGAUAUCCAAGAACAACUUGGCAGAACUGUCAUAGAGGAACCGGAAACGUCGCCGGGUGACAGAACGGAAGAGAGACCGGAACUACCCGAAAGAAUGACUGUAGUCUUUACUUCUGACGUAGACAUGCUUGUUUCAUGUACAGACAAAGAUCCAGCUCUCAGCAUGGGAGAAUGAAAUUUAAAGCAUAAGAUACAUGAAGUAGAGCCACUGAAACAAUAGCAGAUCACAAAGUAGUGUCUAGUAUGCUGUAUAUGUAACAUAUCAUUAAAUUACGUAUUUUUUCAAUAAAUGUGUGUAUACAA
Ostrea edulis (European flat oyster) is the source of this 4130-nucleotide messenger RNA. RefSeq lists its product as uncharacterized. Lineage: Eukaryota; Metazoa; Mollusca; Bivalvia; Ostreida; Ostreidae. Bases 3241 to 4002 code for a protein of 253 amino acids. The transcript is spliced from 4 exons. The record is from RefSeq and is a predicted model, not a curated record.